This is a messenger RNA of Ixodes scapularis (black-legged tick), 1831 nucleotides long. RefSeq lists its product as uncharacterized. The record is from RefSeq and is a predicted model, not a curated record. Lineage: Eukaryota; Metazoa; Arthropoda; Arachnida; Ixodida; Ixodidae. Gene Ontology annotation, molecular function: aspartic-type endopeptidase activity; nucleic acid binding; zinc ion binding. The transcript has 3 exons. The coding region runs from base 239 to 1831 and encodes 530 amino acids. Gene Ontology annotation, biological process: proteolysis.
UAUAGAGGGCGCUGAACUCAUGCAUUACCAAUUGUAUAUAAGAGCAUCACCAUCGGCAUAAAGAUCAGUCAGCGUCCAGUGCCUGCCUCGUGUCAGUUCUUGUUCUGCGGCCUUCCGGCCGCGUUCGCCGGUCUACACCACAUUGGCGCAGUCGACAAAAGCACAACCUCGGCAGCAGUCAAGAUGACAGCCGUUCUUCGCAACUAGUACGCGAGGGGCGUUACCCAUUAACGCAAAGAUGAAUACGCUCGGGCUGCCAUCGUUAGCCCCGUUUUUGGAGGCGCCGGGAGACCCGGCAGUGCCAUGGCGGCAAUGGCGAGAGGACUUCGAGAUCUUUCUGCAGGCGACGGAAAUGGACGCGAAACCGCCAGCACAACGAAAGGCGAUACUUCUACAGUGUUUGGGGGUGGAAGGUCGAAGAGUGUUUCGCACGUUGGUUCCAGAGCCUGCGGCUGCACCUGCACCACCGAUAACUGCUGCUGCAACCGGAAGUGCGCCGGAGAAGACCACAUCAAAAGGGGGUGAGCCGGACGACUACACCGAUGCACUUCGGUUGUUGGAACGACAUUUCACGAACACUCUGAAUGUGCUUGUCGAACGACGGCGAUUCAUGUUGCGACGACAGCGUCAGGAGGAACCGAUACGCGCGUACGUCAGUGCCCUGCGACAGCUCGCGAGUACUUGCGACUUCGGGGACUUUCUUGAGGCAGCGCUGCGGGAUAAAGUCGUCGACGGAGUACGGAGCGUGGAGCUAAGACAGAAGCUGCUCAUGAAAGGUUCACAGCUCACGUUGGGCCAGGCCAUGGACAUCCUACAGACGUUCGAGCAGGCAGCGGAAGGUGCCCGUGUCUACGAGGAGGGGCGUGACGCUGCCAUGGUUCAGCAAGUCGAGAGGGCAAGAAAUCGUUCAGGAACAGGAGUCAGCGGUUCUUCAACAGUUCCGGACCGCAGGUGUUACAGAUGCGGUGCUUCAGGACACCUAGCCAGUGCACGGGAAUGCAGAGCGCGAGAUAAGCGGUGUUCGAGGUGUCACAAGGUGGGACAUUUUCAAGCGGUAUGUAGAAGUACCGGGCAAGCGCGGGUGCAAGCGGUUCAGGACACGGACGGAAACGAAGAGUUGGGUGUCCUAACAGUCACACGGAACGAGCGAACCACUCUGAUAGUCGACGUUUGCGUCGAGGGCGAAGUGAUUCAGCUUGUCGUGGACACAGGCUCGUCAGUGUCUAUCUUGCCAGCAAACAUCUAUCAAGAAAAAUUUGCAAGACGGUUCGCCUUGGCUCCAGCAACGGUGAUUCUGCGGGACUUUUCACAGCAAAGAAUUCCAGUCUUGGGAUGUUUUGUGGCUCAAGCGGCACGUGGAGGCGUGUCGUCAAACAUUCGCUUCUAUGUGGUGUCAAGGGGCAUGGCGUUGCUGGGACUGGAUGCGGUGCAACAACUACGACUGCAUAUCGACGGCGCAUCGCUGGCGUGCCUACAGACAACGGCGGGGCCACAACCUCUGCCUCCUGAACUUAAAGUGGUGGAGCCACUGCGGCGCUUUCUUCGCAAGGGCCAGGAGUUCAUCUGGGACCAGAACGCUGAGGAAAGCUUCGGCAAGGCUAAGAACCUACUAGCGUCGUGCAGCGCAGUAUCCAUGUUUGACCGGUCCUUACCUGUACAGGUAACAACUGAUGCAUCGGCAUAUGGGCUGGGAGCGGUACUGCAACAGGUGAUCGACGGUGAGACGCGUACGAUAGCAUUUGCAUCAAGGACGUUGACGCCACAGGAACGCAAAUACUCUACGGGAGAACGAGAAGCCCUGGCAUGUCUGUGGGCUUGCGAAGAUAUCUGA